This is a messenger RNA of Theobroma cacao (cacao), 3276 nucleotides long. Its product is annotated as Tetratricopeptide repeat (TPR)-like superfamily protein. Gene Ontology annotation, cellular component: CCR4-NOT complex. NCBI's taxonomy places the organism in Eukaryota, Viridiplantae, Streptophyta, Magnoliopsida, Malvales, Malvaceae. Gene Ontology annotation, biological process: mRNA catabolic process; negative regulation of translation. Gene Ontology annotation, molecular function: protein binding. The record is from RefSeq and is a predicted model, not a curated record.
AUUUAUUUAUUUUUCUUUCUCAUUUCUUUUUCAUUUCUCUCUCUGCAAAUCAGACACACCAGCGGCGAAAGAACGCCGGCCGACUGUACUCUUUUGCAAUUUCUCUUAACUUUUUGAGGACUCCCAACGAUAUAUCCCCCAAAUGGAAAUUUAAAGACUAUAUACGACAUUUUCUUAUUAACAAAGAAGCUAGGGUUUUUCCUUUUUUCUUUAUUCUCUCCGCCUGAGAUUUUUUUUUUCUUCGAUUUUCCUUAGCCCUUCCGAUUGGUCUGAUCUGGUCAUGGAUUCGAGGGAUUCAUCAUCGUCGUCGGCUCCGAAUCGAGAUGGUGCCGCCGGCGACGACGACGGCGUUCUGUCCGUCACUGCUGCUCUUGCUAAAGACGCCGCCCUUUACUUCCAGUCUAGAAAGUUUGCCGAGUGCGUCGAUGUCUUGAAUCAGCUCAAGCCGAAGAAAGAAGACGAUCCGAAGGUUCUUCAUAAUAUUGCAAUUGCGGAGUUUUUUCGGGAUGGUUGCUCAGAUCCCAAGAAAUUGCUUGAAGUCCUUAACAAUGUCAAGAAGAGAAGCGAGGAGCUUGCUCAUGCUUCUGGAGAACAGGUGGAGUCUGGUAACAAUGUUGGAAAUAAAGGUAGUUCAGGUUCAAAAGGAAGUGGUACAAUAACACAACAGUUUUCUGGUUCAAAUAGUGCCAGUAUUAUUUACACAGAUGAGUUUGAUACCUCUGUGGCUGCUUUAAACAUAGCGGUCAUUUGGUUCCAUCUUCAUGAAUAUGCAAAGGCAUUAUCAGUUCUUGAACCUCUGUAUCAAAGCAUUGAACCCAUAGAUGAGACAACAGCUCUUCAUAUCUGCCUUUUGUUGCUGGAUGUUGUGCUAGCCUGCCAUGAUGCUUCAAAAUCUGCUGAUGUAUUGAAUUAUUUGGAAAAGGCAUUUGGCGUUGGCAAUGUCAGUCAGGGGGACAAUGGUAACAUGGUUGCCCAACAAUCCACGAGUCUAGUAGGAAAAUCAUCCUCUGUACCAAGCAGCUCAUUGGUCUCAGAUACUUCUAGUUCAGACUUAGCUGCUAGUGUAAAUGCCUCUGAGAAUCCUCUAUCAAGAACUUUAUCAGAGGACCCACUGGAUGAAAUGUUUUCGACACUGGAUAUUGGUGGACAAAACUUAGCAAGGUCUGCUGGUCUUACAUCUGCAGAUGAUCUUCCCAGGACCACAGUUGAUAGAUCUAUCUCUGGUGUUGAUCUGAAGCUCAAGUUGCAACUUUACAAGGUUCAGUUUUUGCUUCUCACUAGAAAUGUAAAGAUAGCAAAGCGUGAAGUCAAGCUUGCUAUGAACAUUGCUCGAGGGAGAGAUUCAUCUAUGGCUCUCCUCUUGAAGGCCCAGCUUGAGUAUGCUCGUGGAAACCAUCGAAAAGCCAUCAAGUUGUUGAUGGCAUCAAGUAAUCGGGCAGAUGCAGCAAUUUCAAGCAUGUUUAACAACAAUCUAGGCUGCAUAUACUAUCAACUUGGGAAGUAUCAUACAUCUGCAGUGUUCUUUUCCAAGGCACUGAGUAGUUGUUCAUCUCUGCAGAAGGAGAAGCCUCUAAAGCUAUUAACAUUCUCGCAGGAUAAAUCUCUUGUCAUAACAUAUAACUGUGGGUUGCAGUACUUGGCCUGUGGGAAACCAAUACUGGCUGCUCGUUGUUUCCAGAAAGCAAGUUUAAUUUUCUACAAAAGACCCCUCUUGUGGCUUCGGCUUGCCGAAUGUUGUCUAAUGGCUGCAGAGAAAGGACUUGUAAAAGGAAGUUGUGCUUCAUCAGACAGAUCAGAAAUUAGAGUCAAUGUUAUUGGAAAGGGUAGGUGGAGGCAACUUCUAAUUGAAGACGGAAUUUCAAGGAAUGGACUCGUAGAUUCUUCUGAAAAGGAUGACUGGGCUUUAGGUAUUGAUGGGCAGCCUAAGCUUUCAUUGUCACUUGCUAGGCAGUGUCUCUAUGAUGCACUGCACUUGUUGAACUGUUCUGAGUGGAGUAAUUCAAAGUCUGCUUUACCCUCCAAUGCCUCCUUAGAGGAAAAUGAAGAUGGAGCAUCUUCCAAGAACUCAAACCAUAAGAACUUAUCUGGAAUUGAUUCCAAGGCUUCAACUAUGUCAGUAGGUCUAGUUAACUCAAAUGGGGAUGUGAAAGAGCCAAAGGGGGGAACUAAUCAGGAGAUUAUUCAGAACUCCAUCUCCUAUUAUGAAGGUAUUUGCAGAAGAGAAAAUCAGAUGAUUAAGCAGGCUCUUCUUGCUAAUUUGGCAUAUGUAGAGUUAGAACUGGAAAAUCCUUUGAAGGCCCUUUCUGCAGCACGAUCUCUGUUAGAACUACCAGGUUGUUCAAGAAUUUACAUCUUUCUAGGUCAUGUCUAUGUGGCAGAGGCUCUCUGCUUGCUGAACAAGCCUAAGGAAGCUGCAGAGCAUUUAUCCUUUUAUUUGUCUGAGGGAAAUAAUGUUGAAUUGCCGUUUGGUCAAGAGGACUGUGAACAGUGGCGAGUGGAAAAACCUGUUGAUUGUGAAGAAUCAACUGGAGCAGCAUCAGCCAAGAAUCCUUCCCCUGAGGGCUUGGUGGAUUUCAUGUUUCUUAAUCCAGAGGAGGCACGUGGAACCCUUUAUGCAAAUCUUGCUGCUGUGUCUGCAAUACAAGGUGAACUCGAGCGGGCCCACCAUUUUCUGAGGCAAGCAUUGUCCCUGGUACCCAACAGUAGCGAAGCCACUAUGACUGCAAUAUAUGUUGAUCUCAUGCUUGGUAAGUCGCAAGACGCUCUGUCCAAGUUAAAACGUUGUAGUCAUGUCAGGUUCCUUCCCAGCAGCCUACAGCUGAAUAAAUCCUCGUAAUGGUUGUGUGGGUGGUUCCAAUUCAAUCCUUUUGUGGCCCACCAUUCAGAUGCUAGUUAGCAGGUAGAUCAGCAAUCCUUUUAGAGGAUUUGUAUCAUAUAUAUAGUUCAAUUCAGAUAAUAAGUUUUCUGUUUUGUUUUUUUUUUUCUUUCUUCUUCCUCUCAUUUUUCCCAUAUCUAGGGUUCAUUUUUCAGUGGUGUGGCUGAUUGUUUUGGUAAGAGCUGAUGCCCACCUGUGAAUUUGAGAUGUAGUUCUAAUUCAGGUUAUUGUGUUUUAGUGGCUAAUCCAUCUGGUAUUGAAGAAUAGAGAGAUAACGCGCUCCUCUCGAGGUUGAAAUGGAAUAGAUUUUAUUCAUUUUGGAUUUAAAUCCCAGAGUCAUUCAUUCCAAUGGGUUGUAGCCUUGCCGUACAAUUUACUCAAUCUGUUCAAUUUUUCUUUUA